GGUACUUGGUUUCUAUCGACCACAUUUAAACCUAAUUUUUCAAUUCCGCCCCUUUUAAUUCAUCUCUUUCUUUUUUUGGCUCCUCUUUCUCGCCCCUUCUGUUUUUCUCCUCUUUCGAAACCCUAACUUUCUCUCUGGUGUUUUCAGCUUCUAUUUUCUUGUCCUUUCUCUAUCUUUCAACAAAUAGUUGUUUGGAUCUGGUAAGAAUGGAAUUUGGUGGCGGUCGCAAGAGAGGGAGACCUGAGACUCCAUUGAAUGGGAAUGGCGGCCCCAAGAAGUACAAACAAGAAAUGGACUCCUUUCCAACUGGUAUAGGAAGCAAAUCGAAGCCAUGCACAAAGUUUUACAGCACUUCUGGAUGCCCAUUUGGUGAGGGAUGCCAUUUCUUGCAUUAUGUUCCUGGUGGAUUCAAAGCUGUGUCUCAGAUUCUUAAUAUUGGUAGUGUGAGUAGUCCAGCUCUUGCACCUGCUGGCAGAAAUUCAGUUGCCCCACCCUCCUUUCCAGAUGGAUCAUCACCUCCAGCUGUGAAAACUCGUUUGUGCAAGAAAUACAACACAGCUGGGGGUUGCAAGUUUGGUGACAAAUGCCAUUUUGCCCAUGGUGAAUGGGAGCUAGGCAAACCAACCGGUCCAGCCUAUGAAGAUCCUCGUACCAGGGGGCCCAUGCCUAGCAGAAUGGGUGGUCGAAUGGAGCCUCCUCCACAAACUCAUGCAGCUGCAGCCAGCUUUGGGGUUUCAUCCACUGCCAAGAUUAGUGUUGAUGCUUCGCUUUGUGGAGCCAUCAUUGGGAAAAAUGGCGUGAACUCCAAGCAUAUUUGUCGCGUAACAGGAGCCAAGCUUUCCAUUAGAGACCAUGAAACAGACCUUAACUCUAGGAACAUUGAGCUGGAGGGUACAUUUGAGCAAAUCAAGCAAGCUACUGCUAUGGUCCGUGAUCUUAUCUACAAUCUAGGUUCAGGUUCUGUACCUCAUAUGAAGAACCCAGCUAUAACUGGAGCGGCCAACAACUUUAAGACUAAAAUCUGUGAAAGCUUUACAAAGGGGAUCUGCACCUUUGGGGAUAGGUGCCACUUUGCACAUGGGGCUGAAGAAUUGCGCAGGCCGGGGAUGUAAUAUUGUGUUUACUGUUUGUUCUUUUAUUUCCUUUUAACAGUGAUAGGACUUAUUAACAUCGGUUCUUGGGUUUGUCAUCUCAGUUUUGCUUUUCAGAAUCAAAGGUAGAUUUUACUUAUUUGAAAUUUUAUCCAUGUUCAGAAAGUUUGAUGAUUUGCUCCUGUCUAUGGUGACCAUAUGGAAUGUGGUUAGAAGUCAGUCUUAUAAAGGAAAAAUUGGAUAAUGUUUGCA
Molecule: messenger RNA, 1343 nt
Organism: Tripterygium wilfordii
Lineage: Eukaryota; Viridiplantae; Streptophyta; Magnoliopsida; Celastrales; Celastraceae
Product: zinc finger CCCH domain-containing protein 14-like
Exons: 3
Coding region: 207-1112 (301 amino acids)
Molecular function (GO): mRNA binding; metal ion binding
Source: RefSeq, a predicted model, not a curated record